Messenger RNA from Monodelphis domestica (gray short-tailed opossum), 6415 nucleotides. RefSeq names its product inhibin subunit beta A (gene INHBA). Gene Ontology annotation, cellular component: extracellular region. Gene Ontology annotation, molecular function: growth factor activity; hormone activity; cytokine activity. Lineage: Eukaryota; Metazoa; Chordata; Mammalia; Didelphimorphia; Didelphidae. The record is from RefSeq and is a predicted model, not a curated record.
GGGAGGGGGCCAAGCUCCCCGGGCUUUUUAAAAAAAGCGAGUCACCCCAGCUCGGGCGGCCAGCAUGCCUGGGCUCUCGCUGAGAGGCUUUCUUUUGGCUCUCUGCUGGAUUCGAGUAAGGAGCUCCCCCACGCCAGGCUCGGAGGGCGCCAGCCCGGGUCCCGUCUCGGAGUGCCCGUCCUGUGCCCUCAGCAGCCUGCCCAAGGAGAUGCCCAGCUCCCAGCCUGAGAUGGUGGAAGCCGUCAAGAAACACAUCCUGAACAUGUUGCACUUGAAGAAGCGACCCGACGUCACCCAGCCAGUUCCCAAGGCGGCCCUGCUCAAUGCCAUCAAAAAGCUGCAUGUGGGCAAGGUGGGCGAGAACGGGUACGUGGAGAUCGAGGACGACAUUGGGCGACGGGCCGAGAUGAAUGAGCUCCUGGAGCAAACCUCCGAGAUCAUCACCUUCGCCGAGUCAGGUACCCCCAAGAAGACGCUACACUUUGAGAUUUCCAAAGAAGGUAGUGACCUCUCUGUGGUGGAGCGUGCUGAAAUAUGGCUCUUCUUGAAAGUCCCCAAGGCUAACCGGACCAGGACCAAAGUAACCAUUCGACUCUACCAGAAUCAGAAGCAAUCCCAGAGCAGCUUGUCAGACGAGGCCGAGGUGGUGGGCAUCAAGGGUGAGAGGAGUGAGCAAUUGAUAUCGGAGAAGGCAGUCGAUGCCCGCAAGAGCACAUGGCAUAUCUUCCCAGUGUCCAGCAGCAUACAACGCCUUUUGGACCAGGGCAAGAGCUCCCUGGAUGUGCGGAUUGUCUGUGACCAGUGCCAGGAGACAGGUGCUAACCUGGUGCUCUCAGGCAAGAAGAAGAAGAAGGAAGAAGAGGGAGAAGGGAGAAAGAAGGAAGCUGGAGAAGGAGGGGCAGGAGGAGAUGAAGAGAAGGAGCAGACUCACAGACCAUUCCUCAUGAUGCAGGCCCGUCAGUCUGAGGACCACCCGCAUCGCCGCCGCCGCCGUGGCCUGGAGUGUGAUGGCAAGGUCAACAUCUGCUGCAAAAAACAGUUUUUUGUCAGCUUCAAGGACAUUGGCUGGAAUGACUGGAUCAUAGCGCCCACGGGUUACCAUGCCAACUACUGCGAGGGAGAGUGCCCCAGCCACAUAGCGGGCACUUCAGGCUCGUCCUUGUCCUUCCACUCCACGGUCAUCAACCACUACCGCAUGAGGGGGCACAGCCCCUUUUCCAACCUCAAGUCAUGUUGCGUGCCCACCAAACUCCGGCCAAUGUCCAUGCUCUACUAUGAUGAUGGGCAGAACAUCAUCAAGAAAGACAUUCAGAACAUGAUAGUGGAGGAGUGUGGCUGCUCCUAAGCCCUCUCCUGCCUGGUAGAAGGAGGGGGCCCCCGGGGCUGGGGGGUGAUGGACAGACAAGAGGGAAAGACACAGGAGACGGCAAGAAGGCAACUAAUGACAAGACACAAGACCCUCCUUUGGGGUGGAGUUUCUCCGUGAAAUAAAAUAAACCGAAGACAUAUGAAGGAAAAACGCAGACCAUCAUUAGCCUGGGUUCAGAGAAGAAGCAGGUGAAAGAGCUAGGGGCUCUGGAGGGGAGGAAGAGGAGAGUCUCCCCCUUCCUCCCUUCUUCCCAAGGAGAUCAAACUGGCUACUUUGGUGGUAGACGUGCAGCAGCCUCAGCCCCCUGUUCCCUCUCAGCAUGAGCCCCGAGCUCUGCUCCCCUAACUUGCCGUAACUUGGACUCCCCCAUUCCUAAGAGCAUCCAGAAAGCCAUGUCGUGGAACAUUCCCAGGGACUUUUGCCCCAAUUUGCCAAGGCCACAGGGCACGACCAUAUGAUGUAUGUGUGUGUGUGUGCAGACACACACGCCACACACACACACACGAUACAUCAAUACAUGUGCACACUGAGAUCCACGCCUACAUCUGCACACACCGCCUGUGGCCGAGUGAACCUGGCAAGCAAAGGAUGAUGUGUUGUGCAGGGGGUCGCACCUUUUCUGCACUGUUCUGGAGGGAGGGAGGGAGGGAGGGAGGGAGAGAGACAGAGAGACAGAGAGAGAGAGAGAGGGAGAGAGGGAGAGAGAGAGAGAGACAGAGAGAGAGACAGAGAGAGAGAGAGAAGACAAGGAUGUGGGAAAAGGCGAAGAAAGGAAGGAAGGAAAUAAUCCCAAGUAACAUUUCGUUAAGGUGCUCAUGAUCUUAGAACUAUGCAACCUAAUUGGUUUGAAACUGUUUACCUGAGAGAGAACAACAAGAAAGACUUUUUUUUUGUAUUGGAAGUAACAUGAUUAAUUUUUUUUUGCUUCAAGGAGAGAUACUUGAAAGGAAUACUGUUUGAUCCAAACAGUUCUAUCUUUUGUAAAUGUCGUUGUUGUUGUUUUUUAUUGUUUACUAUUUGCACUACGAUGGUGUUUGACCUGUCUAAUCCUUAUUUAACAAGUAUUUUCGGGGUGGGGUGGGAGGGCAGAGCUGCACUUACCGUGAGCUAUGGAGGACCUGCUAGCACACACAAAAUCGCUAUUUUUAUUAUUAUAAUUAUAAUUAUUGUUAUGAUUAUUUUGUACCUUACAAAUGAAUAGACACGUACACCAAAGACAUUUGUGUGAGCCUUUAAACAGUCUGUUUGUGAUGGGGAUCAUACCGAGGCGACCGAUGAUGACCACCAACGGCAGCGGCGGCGACGGCGACGAUGACGACGACGACAACGACGACGACGACGAGGGGUCAGGAAGGCUUCCGGUGGCAGGCAGGGUCGAUGAGGCUGAUGGGGUGCCAGGGAGAGAGUGAGAGAGAGAGGGAGGUGCAGAGGAAAACCUUGGACCUCCGCCCAGCCUCUUCAUAGUACAUCCAGGAAACAGGGGACAUUUCUGGCUGGACGUGCAGUAGUUGUACACUGUUGUUGGAAAUCUGAUUCAUGGAACAGUAUGUGUGUGUGCAAGUAAUAUGCACUCACAUGUGUGUACACGCACAACACACAAAUAUCCAUGCGCAGCCGUGUAUAUGUGGCCUGUGCAUAAGAACCUGUGUGUAUGUCUACCUGCAUUGUAUCAUGUCCGCAUACAUUUUCAGCACUUCAGGCUGUCGUUUUCAAUGUUCCUAAAAUAAUGAAUGUUUGUGCGCAAAACACAGUAUUUUUCAAGAGGGUGUGAUUCGAUUUUGGCUUUCUUCUCUUCAGAUCGUGGGGAUCCCCUUAACGUUUGCUUUGAACUGAGCUGCGGAUGCCAGGGACGCGUCCAGAAGGCCCCCUCUAAAAUCCCAUGGAAUCCCGUGCCUCCCCUUUGCUCCUCUUUUCCCCGGCUGACCCCCACCUGCGAGCCCGCACAGGUGGCAAUGGGGAGGCUUUGCUCUCUAGAACCCUUGGCCACUGGCAGCUUCCAGUUAGGAAUGGGCCCUCCGGGCUUUGCCGGGAAGGUGCUGGCUCUCUGGACCAACCCGGCCUUGGGGGACCCUCCCGGAAGCCCCUGACCGCUGGCAUUGGCCACAGGAGUCUCCUCGAAUUUUUCUCUUGGUCACGCUGUCCAAAGUGUCGGGAGGAGAAGAGAACACACUAGUUAGGCGGAGAGAGGGGGGAAGGGGACAGGGGUUGAACCUCUUCUUUUUUAUUUGUAUCUUCAGCCAAAACUCUAUGUGUGAGUGUGUGUGUGUAUGUAUGUAUUUUUGUAUGUAUGUGUGCCUGCCUGGGUUUCUGUGUAUCAUCUGCGAUGCAAAAAAGAGAAAAAGAAAAAGAAAAACAAACAAAAAACCUUUUGUUUUAUAAAUAUCAAAGUCCAUGAUUAUAGCUAAGUUUUUUUAAUUUAUUCCACAGUAUUUAGCUUGCCUAGUAUCGCUAUGGGUUACUCAUGUAUGUGUUUUUUAAUACAGAUAUAAUUUUUUUUUACAGACUUGUUUGCAUUUUGCAAAAAGAAAAAACCAAUCUUGGGACAAUUCGUGCAUAAUUGGGUAACAAUUCAAUUCGUCACUAAAGUGUUCUGUCAACUAGUGAGGCUUUCUAAACCUUGUCGGCUGAUCUGUAGGAUUCUGCAUAUAUGCAUGUAUGCAGAAAUAGACACACGUGCACAUGUGUGUAUGUUCAUAUGCAUACAUACACAUAUUCCACCUACAUGUAAGUGUGUCUAAACAGCCACACACACGACUAAGGAAGAAACCAAACCCUGCCAAAGACAGAGCUGCUGGCCUCGCAUCGCCACUGGGCAGGGAAGGGGAGCCAGGCUAAGGGGUCUGGGUGGGAGAAUGGCCACUCAGGGCCAAGAAGGAGGGCUUGGGAACAAGGAACGGGCUUCUGAACUCUUCCCCCUCUGGCAGGCCAAGGCUGAACGGGGAGAAGGCAAAAGAUCACGUCAUUGUCGAUACUCCAAAUUUUCUUAAGGUCUAUUGAGAGGUUGGGGAUCUGUGGCGAAAGGCGAAAUUAAAUUAAGCAAGAGACCAGCAGACUUUUAGUCCCAGGGAAGAGCAGGUAGGGGUCCAGAGUACGAAAGGAGGCGCCGCUGGGGCCAAGUGGAGAAAAGAGGAGGGAGAAAAGGCAGCUGGUUCCUGGUUAUGUGUCUCUGAACUGGAAAACUCAUCUUCCAAUUAGACUGAGUACGAUCCGUUGAAGUCAUCAGACAAAGGAGGGUGGAGCUGACUUGGUGCAUAAUGUAGCAGGAAGCAAAGAGAAAUGGAAACCUUUUGAUUUGAGUUUUUUACAGGAAGGCAGCCACAGCAGACAGGAAUGCUACUGGGGGGAGAAGCAGCACUCAUUUAGUUUCCAUGUCCAGAUUUUAACGGGUUCUAAUUUGAUUGGCUUGUCCACACGCAGUUAGAACGAGAAAUCCUGAGCAUCUUUGAGAGCCUCGGUGGGGACGCGUGAGAUCAUGUGCUCAUGCUAACCUUCGUGGGUAGCCACUUCCCAAGUGUGAGUACAGUUGGCUUUAGGCAGCUUGGUUCUAGCUGAACUUGGCUUUUCUUGAAGCAGUUUCCCUUCAGAUCUGUGUGAGCAGAGCACACAUAUAUUUGUGUUUGUGUACAGAGAUGGUCUACGUAGAGAUCCCCACGCGUGUAGGUGGGUUUGUCCACCAUGUACACACACAUCUAUCUCCUCUCAUGAAGGACUCAGUUGUAGAAAUCACACGAAAUCGUUCUGAUGCCUCAAAAGAUCAGGCUGGCGUUGCCGGGGAGUUGGGUUGUUGAUUGGGACUGUUUUGCCGGAGUCCCCUUAAAAGUGGAGCCUUUUCCAGAUGCCAACGUUAGAUCACUGUCUUUGGAAAGGAACUGUGUGUUUAUUUAGGACUGAAUCCCAUCCAUCAUCCCUUCUCCAGAGGCUCACCUGCUCUCUCCUGAAAGUGAAAAGAAGUUUAUCCUCCUUUGUUACCAUGGAUCUCGUGUCCAGGGCUUGGAAUCCAAUCUUGACUCCCUCCUGGCUACCUACGUGGCUUUGUGCAAAGUUGCUUUAUUUCUUCAGGCCUCAGUUUGUUCAUCUGUAAAAUGAGGUUGGACCAUCCAGCUUCUGAGGGCGCUUCUUAAUUCAGUUCUGUGAUCCUCAGAAAGGUUUUAGCUGGAGUCUCCACAGAUCAGGCCCCCACCCACUCUGAGGUUCCAGUUUGUACUGAACUUGGAUUCUAAUCACCCAGCUCCCUGUAAACGCCUCCCUCCCUGUGGGCCUCCUGGCAUCCUUCCUCUUUGAUGUCAAAAAAAUGAGUCACCCCCAAAACCUACACAUAGAAUGAAAACUUGAAGAUGUGGGCAGGAGGGCCGGGGGAGGGAGUUGUAUGGGUUUAAAUUAAACCCUGUAUCUUGGAGGAGCUGUUGUGCAGGUCAAAGAAAAUGAAUGGUUAGAAGUCCCAUCUCCAUGGGCAGAAACAAAUACAGCUUGGGCUAUAUUUGGUCACUUGCUUACUCUUUCUUUUGGAGAGCAAGUGAAGAGUUUUCUUCUCUGGCUUUGUCCCCUCCCUCAUUUCUCCCCUUUAUUUAAAUGCUUUGAAAACAAGAUAUUGACAAUGGUUUAACUAUUUUUCUUUAAAAAAGAAACAGAAUCAGAAAGCCAAGAUAUCCUAAAGCCUGUUUGGUCUAAACAUGCUUGUGCUCUGUGGUUACUGUUAUUUUAUUUUGUCUGUUUGGUUUGGGGGGGUUGGGCAUCCCCCUAGCAGUGCUUUAACUAAUUAAAGUUGUUAAUUUAUAUGAGUGCAUUUCAACUAUGUCAAUGGUUUCUGAAUAUUUAUUGUAUAGAAGGACUGGUAAUUUUUUUAUUUACAAUAUGUUUAAAGAGAUAACAGUUUGAUAUGUUUUCAUCUGUUUAUUGUAGAAGUUAUUUAUUUUCAUGGCAUUCCAUCUGAUGUUUGGAUAUUUGGAAGACAUGCGAUCUCGACUUUGUACAGUUAGGGGACAGUAUUCAUCAGCUCCUGAUAGCUUCUUUGCCUUAUGUUAAAUAAAAAGACCUGUUUGGGCUUUA